AUGCAUUCCAUUGUUCUAGUCGUGUUUAACUUAAACACAAUUUGCCAGCUGUGUGAUCCCUCCGUUGUAUACAAAUUGAAAAAUAUCGAGUGCGUGACAAUGCCUGGGUACUCUGCAAAUGCAUCAUGCCGUUUAAAGGCCCUUAAUUGGAACAAAGCUGUGGCCCAAAUGGACGUGGAUCUCGUAAACCCGUUGCAUAAUAUAUCAGUCCAACUUCAGGUGUUCAAAAGAGACUACAGUAAUAAAUUCCAGCCUUUUCUUAUAGAUGUGAUAUUAAAUGUCUGCGAUUUAUUAGCAAGGCGAAGUUUUAUGCCAUACGGGUUAAUUAUUCUUAAAAUUGCCAAGAAAUUCUCAAACUUUAACCAUAGCUGUCCAUUUGCCGGUCAUUUAUUCGCACGCGAUGCAUAUCUCGACGAAUCUCUUAUCCCGAACUUUUUUCCAUUGGGUCUCUACAAAAUGAAUGUAACUAUUAUGGAAAACUACGUAAAGCCCCCGAGCGCACACGUAGGGGGUAUCGUUUGGUAUGUCCAGGCCAUGCAGCCAAUCCAGACAAAAAGAAAGCCGAAGUAACGUUCAUCUCGAGACUAGAUACUUUACUAUAUUUUAUGUUACUGACUUAUCAUGUUUUUGUAAAAAGCAAAUCAUACACGAAAAAUAAAGGGAAACGAAAAAGUUCAAAGUUAAAAUCUAUUUCAUAAUUUUAUUUUUAUACCUUUUCGUCGGAUACUACUCACUUUACAAAUGUAA
Drosophila takahashii is the source of this 747-nucleotide messenger RNA. RefSeq lists its product as uncharacterized. The record is from RefSeq and is a predicted model, not a curated record. NCBI's taxonomy places the organism in Eukaryota, Metazoa, Arthropoda, Insecta, Diptera, Drosophilidae.